Messenger RNA from Pocillopora meandrina, 3902 nucleotides. The record is from the annotation of a GenBank genome assembly. NCBI's taxonomy places the organism in Eukaryota, Metazoa, Cnidaria, Anthozoa, Scleractinia, Pocilloporidae.
AUGGUGCGUAGAACUCAAGAUGGCGGAGUUCCGUCCACGCUAGAUGCUGCCGCGUGGAGACAAAAGAGGGCCCCUGAUGACGAGCCCAGUUGUUACACUGGCAGAGUUGUGUCAUUCACUUUGCCAAGCAACAACAAGGUAUCUGUUUCUAUUUGUAACACAAUAACGUCUUACAAAACUGCAUGUGUUAGUUCGAUGGCAGACAACAAAAACCUGAGGAAAUGUGUUCCGUCCCGUACGAUCACGAUGCAAGGAGAGUUGUUUAACACAGCUUGAUCAUGUGCACAAUAGAAUAUUUAAAGCUAGAAACCUCUGAACUCUACAAUAUGUCUGGAACACAUGAACUAAAUUUAUAUCGAACAUUGCAAUAUUUAUCAUUGCAUCAUUUGUACGUUUCAUAUUUAAGAUAUAUGUAUAUUUACUAACUUAUCCAUAUAAAAAAAUUGCUGACUUUAUUUCUCUGUCGCCAGCACGUAACUUCCAUCUCCUUAAGGUGAUUCCUUAGUAUUUCCUUACGAAUCCUGUAGUGCGCAUAAAAAUCUCGUAAUCAGGCGAAUAAGCGUGCGCGAUUUCCGGGAACAUGGUCUCUGUACUAAUUAUCUAAUUUAUGCUGUGGUAUGAGCUAACAAUAACAAGGGCUAAAAAGGUAAAUAGAUAUGAAAGAUUUGUCUUAAUCAACUCCAGUAGAGUUUACCUUAAAAUACAAUUUUACAUUCUGAGAAAGGAAACAUUUUCCUUCCAUCAACACCUUUAACAGCUUUCAUCGUAUAACUUGCACUGUUUUACAAGGAUUUCCAGGGCUCGAGAAAAGCCCCAACAGCACACGUCUAAAAUUAGGAUAAUUUUCAACGUGUGUUUGAUAUCGCCAAUCAGUUGCUGACACGUCACUCGCCCUUCGCUGCACUCUGUCAGAUUGAUGAAAGAAUGGUGAAGCGCUCACCAUUCUCUAUUUUUUCGGCACAAAAAAUUCUGAUGUAUCAUGGUAUAUCUACGUACACUAAAAUGAGGGGCUUGAUUUUACCUAAUUAGAAUAUAAGUAAGAUGAAGAGGUUUUUAACCUGUCAUCAAAUUGUCCGCAUAUCAACUAACAACUUUCAACACACGUUGACGAAACUAGCAAAUUCCCCAUAACUACUAUUUCAAAUACAAUAUUUUUCCUGAAAAACUAAACUUUCGCGUCACAGAAUUGGAAAAAUGACACAUUUUAACACAUGGUACACCAUUUCAAAUGCUCUAAUGAAAUACAUCUUUAACGGCGAAAAAAUAACCACGAUAAAGUGGCAGAGAUAGAGCAAACAGGAAAAAAACUGAUGACGUAAAACUCCAAUAACCAGAUAAACAUUUCCACCGACACUGAGGUGAAAAACUGUUUUCGUAUAAGCCACAUAAGCUAAAUUAAAAGCGGACUAAAACAUUUUCUUUCUAUCACAUGCUCAGGAACUUUAAAAUCGUGUGCUCGAAACAGUGCAUAUGACAAGGAGCGGUAUAUGAGAGAGAGCACCUAUCAGUUCCUCUAACAUAAACAUAACUAUCACUUUGGGCUCCGAAUAUAUUCUGAAAUAAUUUAAAGUAAUGUUUAAAUGAUUUAAAACGGGAACACGAUUUUGAAAGAGGCCCUGUCACGGAUGUCAGAAGGAGAGAUCAUUUGUCUCGUUUCAUAAUCGUAUCACAACUUUUCAUCGUAGUAUUGUAUUCAUGCCGGACAUUUGAUUCUUUUAGGAAGUUCUCUCUUUGGCAAAGCUAUCAAAGUCUUCCAGUUCUUACACUUUCGAAACCCUCUUAGAUUAAAUGAAGUCUAAAAAAACCAAACAUCAACUGGUUGAAACGCGGGGUUUAGCUCCCUGUCAAAUUAUUCGUAUUCCUUGUUUUGUGUUCAGCCUAUGCUAUCCCAGGAAAUUGCCCUUUUUAUCUUUGUGACACUUUUUCACACCGUUUUACUAUAAAUCACUAUAGCAUUGUUUUGGUUAUUGUGAUUAUGUAUUUAUCACUAAACGAAUCUUAAUCAAGGAUUCAUGUUACUUAAGCACGUUUUCGUGCUGUUGUAAUUAUAUCCUGGUAGAUUUAAAGGUAUCAUUCCUCCCGAUUUCUUCCCAGAAUUGCGUCAUUCACUCGUUAUUAUCUGAUAGUCGUAUGACGUGAUUCCAAACAUUUUCUCUGUCUCUUUUCAGACUUAUUCAGAUCAUUUCAGUAUGAUUCAACCUUUUUCCUCUGAUAGUAGCUAGUAAAAUGAGUAAUAUGCCACGAAAAAUGGUUUUCAAUUUUUCGGUCAAUGAUAUAAGGAUUUUGUGUUAACUGAUAGAAUUAAUGAAUAAAUAGAAUCAAAAGCUAAUGAACUUGUUUUCUUUCCUAGUUUGAUGCAACGUAAAAUCUCUCCACGCAGCAGCUUCUCAUACAGGAAAAGAAACCAUCACAAUAAUUAUUAACCAAACAGAUUUCUAACAAUAAAGUUUUGCGCCGUUAAUAGUACACUUUUCAUUAAAAUAGAACAAUUUUAUUUGCUGAUCCUAUCAAAUCAAUUUCCAAACAGAGUCCUACGAGUUUCUUAAAAAAGACAUUUCAAAUUUCAGUCAGUGGAUCAGUCAAAGAAAUUCUUACCCAUCAUGGGAACUGUAAUAAAAAAAAGGAUGGAACUUUCAACGGAAACAGAAGCUCAGGAAAAAAAAGCGGUAGUUUCCCAAUUUUAGAAAUUUACUUUAGCACCAAAUUAAGAACACUCAAUCGUAUAUAAGUGGGAAGAAAAACAUUCCUCGGCAUCAAAAUCAACUUCAGAGAAGAAAAGAAACAAGUUGUGAAGACUCUUUACAGAAGCCACAAGAAAUACUAAGAAAUUGAUGGAGUUUUACAAGGUAAAACAAUGUAUCAUGGUUAUCGUGAAACGUGUUUCUAGGAAUUCCUUCAUUCAUUAAAUUUUAUUCCUCAGUUAGGUAUUUUUGAUAUGGUUUACCGGGAAACACGGCGGACUUUUCUGAAUUUUGUAGUUAAAUAGGUUAGAAAUCUUUUUUAAAAGUAUAAAAAUCAAGGUUUUUUUCAGAUCUCUUAACCAUGAAUAUCAUUACAAUAUUUCUAACUUAGAGCGCAAAAUUACAAAAUGCUGAUUGCCUAAGAAAAAGGGAAUUAUUCCUUAACUUCGUCAAUUGCCCUGGGAAAGUGCAAAAAUUUAGAAAUCAUUAUGAUUUCACUGAUGGCGAAUGUUUUCCAGCAGGGUUGCUUUCAUCGCUUUACCGUUGUUGUACAAAAAUAGAAUUGUAUUUAGCUGACUCCUGCGUUAUACAGUCCUUUGACUCUAAUUGAACUCUAAACAAGCUUCCUAGAGCGUGUGUUGAUCUCCUUUACAAAAGAAAAAUUUGCCCUUUAUAUUAUAAACAAGCAAUGGCUCGUUUCCACGUAAAAGGAAGGAAUUAAUAUCACUCGUGUUUUCAGAAGUUGCGAGCAUUUCUGGAACUUCUGAAACGCGCGUGAAAUAUUAAUCCUUAGUCUUACUCGGCCCCAUGCAAUUAGCUAUAAACAUCGUUGAAAAUAAAUUGACAAUGGAUCCUGUAUUAUAGGUUCUCGUCGUUUUCCUCGCAAUUUAUCUUCACUAUGGAAAUUGCCGGGCAGCUGCUUUAACCAAAAUCAUGGGUCGAAUCCAAAAUGGCGCAGUCCCGUCCACGCAGGGUGCUGCAGCAUGGAGACAAAAGAGGUCCCCUGAUGAUGAGCCUAGUUGCUACACUGGUACACAUGCGUCACUCACUUUGCCAAGCAACAACACGGUAUCUGCUCCUAUUUGUAAGACAGUAACGUCUUACAAAACUGCAUGUUUCAGCUCGAUGGCAAACAACAACAACCAGAGGAAAUGUGUUCCGUCCCAUAUGAUCACGAUGGAAGGAGUGGCGUUUAACACAGCCUGUUCCUGUGCACCAUAG